Molecule: messenger RNA, 1427 nt
Organism: Condylura cristata (star-nosed mole)
Lineage: Eukaryota; Metazoa; Chordata; Mammalia; Eulipotyphla; Talpidae
Gene: ATPAF2
Product: ATP synthase mitochondrial F1 complex assembly factor 2
Exons: 8
Coding region: 136-1005 (289 amino acids)
Biological process (GO): mitochondrial proton-transporting ATP synthase complex assembly
Cellular component (GO): mitochondrion
Source: RefSeq, a predicted model, not a curated record
GAUGGCGGCUUUCAGGGGAGGCUGAGGGCUCUGGGGAGACUGUGAGAGGUUUCCCGACCGUGCGACUUGGUGAUCCCUUCGCUGUUUCCUGUUCUUAGAUUUCGAGUCGGUCGACCUCCUAGGCCAUCGGGUACUAUGUGGAGAAACUGUCUCCGGCUGCGGGACCGGGGGCGCCUCCUCCUGAACCGGUCCCCGGUUGGCCCUACCGCCUUGGUGGGGCAGAGGCCAAACCCCCAACCCCCGACCCGGGCCUACGCGCCCCCGACAGAAAGGAAGAGGUUUUAUCAGAAUGUCAGCAUCACACAAGGUGAAGGUGGCUUUGAGAUAAACCUGGACCACAGGAAGCUGAAAACUCCCCAAGCCAAGCUCUUUACCGUCCCCAGCGAGGCCCUGGCCAUUGCAGUGGCCACUGAAUGGGACUCCCAGCAGGACACUAUCAAGUUCUACACCAUGCAUCUGACCACAUUGUGUAACACAUCUUUAGACAACCCAACCCAGAGAAACAAGGACCAGCUGAUCCGGGCGGCUGUGAAGUUUCUGGACACUGACACCAUCUGCUACAGGGUGGAAGAGCCAGAGACAUUAGUGGAACUUCAAAAGAACGAGUGGGACCCAGUCAUAGAAUGGGCUGAGAAAAGAUAUGGUGUGGAGAUUGGCUCCUCCACCAGCAUAAUGGGGCCCAGCAUCCCAGCCAGGACUCGAGAGAUGCUCAUCAGCCACCUGUCAUCUUAUAACACGUGGGCCCUACAGGGGAUCGAAUUUGUCGUGGCCCAACUCAAGUCCAUGGUGCUGACCUUGGGCCUGAUUGACCUGCACCUGACAGUGGAGCAGGCUGUCUUGCUGUCACGCCUGGAGGAGGAGUACCAGAUCCAAAAGUGGGGCAACAUCGAGUGGGCGCAUGACUAUGAGCUGCAGGAGCUGCGGGCACGGACGGCCGCUGGCACCCUCUUCAUCCACCUCUGCUCUGAGAGCACCACGGUAAAGCACAAGCUCCUGCAGGAGUGAGGGCCUGGCGGCGCACGCCUGGCAGGACACUGACUGCCCAGCUACGGGCUCGUUGGCCCACAGGGCUCCCUGGCUUGGUGCCUCCGCAGCAGCACCCCAGAUGCCCCGAGCACUGCACAGCUGUCCGGAGGUCAAGUCCAACCGACCAGCAGUGAGCGAGGACGAGUUGUCAGAUGACUUUCUCAGUCUUGAUUUUAUUAAAUAUUUUCGCACCCUGGAAAUGUGUUGAGCCUUUCAUUUCCUGUACCUCCUCUUUUCGCCAUUCUUCUUUAGCAUGUCUGGGGCACAGCAGGGCCCAACACUCACCUCCCCCAGCAUGUUGUGCUAUCCGCUGCCCAUGGCCAGGACCCCACACUGGGGACAGUCAGUCAGCAGCACACACGCUUUUUAUACUCCUGGUUUUUAGUCAAAUGAUCUUUUGA